Messenger RNA from Trichosurus vulpecula (common brushtail), 525 nucleotides. It is a transcript of the gene IQCF6, whose product is annotated as IQ motif containing F6. NCBI's taxonomy places the organism in Eukaryota, Metazoa, Chordata, Mammalia, Diprotodontia, Phalangeridae. Bases 1 to 525 code for a protein of 174 amino acids. The record is from RefSeq and is a predicted model, not a curated record. Gene Ontology annotation, molecular function: calmodulin binding. The transcript has a single exon.
AUGGGAGAAGCAGGGAGAUUGCAAAGAGAAGAUAGCGGAUGGGCUAGGGAAAAAGAAGAGGAGAGGGGUGAAGAAACAGGGCACUCCUGGCUGAGGGCCAGGGUCAAAGCUGGGAUAAAGAUUCCCUUUCUCCCUCUAAGCGCCCCUCUUCUACCCCAGGACAAGGAGAUUGAGGCAGCCAUCAAGAUCCAAGCCUGGUGGAGGGGCCUGCUGGUGCGACGAACGUUACUGCACGCAGCCCUCCGUGCCUGGAUCAUUCAGUGCUGGUGGCGGGCUGUGCUGGCCCGGGCCCUGGAAAAGCGACGGCGGACAAUGCUGCUGCUCUACUCGCGGCAGGAGGGCGCCGUGGUCAAGCUGCAGGCGCGGGCGCGCAUGUGGCGGAUUCGCCGCUGCUUCUGCCGGGCGCGGGCUGCCGCCUGCAUCAUCCAGGCAUACUGGCGCUGGUACGCCAGCCGAAACCGAAAACUGGAGAACAACCACACGACGGCAGAGCAUUUGGAGAUCGAUAUAAAAAUUCUGGUUUAA